Effrenium voratum is the source of this 1755-nucleotide messenger RNA. Lineage: Eukaryota; Dinophyceae; Suessiales; Symbiodiniaceae. The record is from the annotation of a GenBank genome assembly.
AUGGCGGACAGCGCUGCUCACAGUGAUAAUGAUGAGGACCUCGUCACGGCGACCCGGCGCUUCAAAGUGCCGCUUCCAGCGGUCCAGCGCGAGACGGAGUACCGCGUCAAGGUGAGUCAAAGCAUGGGCAACAUUUGCAAGAAAGAGGAGAGCCAGGAGGGUCUUGACUUGCACAACCUUUGGUUGCAGGUCAAGAUGGAGGUGAAGGAAGAAAUCGAAGCUAUGGGGGGCGACCCGGGCGGAUGGGUCAAGACGGAGCCAACAGAGUCCAAGGUGAAAAUCGAGUCUUCCUUUUCGACCGCCGCAGCCGGGGAAGACGGCACAAGCAUCAAGCGCCAGCCGAAAGUCAAGGUGGAGAAGGGGCAAUCAGACGGAAAGGCUGCCGUGGGGAAAGCAGAGCCAGUGUCUUUGGAAGAGACUGGCCGUUCUGGGCACAGCCUGGCUGGCAACAAGCUGCCGGAUCUUGAGGACCAGAUGACGGCGUGGGCCCGGCAGUGCGCGGAGUUCCGCAGGAAGUCAACUUGGAUGCCCUCAAGGCCCUGCUGCCCGGCAAGCCUCUUCUUCAGCUCCUCCAUCGUGCCGGAAGAGAAGGACCCGCCCUGCGUGCAGCGCUUGUCUCAGAAGGAGCUGUGCUGCCUGCGGCGCUUCUUUGAGCGUGGGCAUCCCAUCUUUGCUGCACCACUGCCAGCGGCUGAUCCGAUGACGAACCCUUCAGCACGUGCUGCAGCAGCCGCCACGCAAGAAGAUGCUAGCUUCCCGGCCAGCGGCGCGGCAUGCAUGAAGAUGUGGCCGUGGAUGCGUGACCUGCCCAGCAGCAUCUGGGCUGGUCGCGGCUUGGCCUACGAUGAGCAGCGCGGCUUGCGGCGCUUGUCCUGCGCAGGCGGCGCAGAAGCCAUGCAAGACGUCCAAGUCUGGGAGUCUGUUGGAGCUGCUGGGCAGCCGGCUGCUCAGCCGCCAACCGCCGCACAGUCAGCUGCUGCAACGGCAGUCGGGGAUGCAAGGGUAAAUGUUUCAGGAAAUGCCGUGAAGCCUGCGAAGGUGCUUUCCAAGCAGCAGGAGAAGCAGAGUGGUGUUCCUGGCAUCAGCUGGCAAAGUCGCUGUUUUUGUUGGCAGCUCCGAUGGACUGAAAAAGACAAAAAGGGAGCCAGCGCACGACAUAUCAAAAAUUUUACCACCAGCAGCUUCAUGAAGCAGGGCCUGAAUGAGGUGGAGGCUGAGGCCGCCGCCCUGGAGGCCGCCAAGGCCUUCCGCGCGCAGCUGGUGGCCCAGGGCCGCAUCAAGGAGAAGCUCCGGGACGAGAGCCUCACCUCCGACGUGCCCGGGGUGAAAUUUGAAAAGGCAAAUAAGAAGUGGCGGGUAGUGAUCCCCAAGCCCGGCGGAGGGAGAAUCCAGGGGGGCUACUUCACGGAGAAGGCCGAGGCGGAGGCCCGCGCCACUGAGCUGCGGGAGCUCCACGGGCUGCAGCGCACCGUGAAGCGCUGCGCUGCCCGGGCGGAGCUGCCGGCGUUCCAGCCCAAGGUGGCGUUCCCGGGCGUCGGUUGGCACACGCGAAGUCAAUGCUGGCAGGCAGACACCGGCGGAAGGAACCGAAAGCAACGCACUUUCAAGCCCCUGGACCACUCAGAGCUGGAGCUGGAGAAGGCCUUCGCCACGGCAGUGGCAUGGCUCAAGAAGCAGCGGAAGGAGAGCCAAGCCGGAGAAGGCGCUGCAGCGAAGGGCAAGAUUGACAACAAAAGAAGGAGCAAGAAGGGCUGA